GGCCUUUAGAACCAGAGAUCACGAAUGCCCACAGACGUCGCAAGCACAAUACAGUCGUAGCACGAGCAGUUGAAGUGUUUCAAUGGCGCGUGAGUCGGUAUGGAAACGUACGAAAGCAUAUUUUCGCAGAAUGCGAGGGAAAAAAGUUGGCGGUUGGAUCGCUCUUUUGCUUCUUCUUAUGUCCGGACAAGAAUGUUCUGCUUAUGUAAACAGUGAGCAUCCUCUCGCGAACGAUAUUGAUCAAUUCGAUCAUGUCAGAGAAGACGAACCUCUCCUCACGGCAUGGGAGCUUCCAGUGAACAGCGAAGAUCAGAAAAUCAUGGAAAUGUUGGGUGAAGCUCUGCAUACGAGGGUUGACAUCGAUAUUGAACCAGAACAAAUAAAUAUUGCAACUAUGUCCGAUUCAAGAGAGGUACGACGACAAUUUAUUGAGGGAGAUGGCGGAAGAGUUGUUAUGGAAUCUCCACCGAAGUGGAGAGAAGCUACGGAUUUCACGGCAAUAAUGUGCACGACGGGCAUUGCCUCGCUGGGAUAAAUCAGGCCUCGAGGCAGAAUUCAAUUCCCCGCUUUAACAGGAUUCAAAUUGCCCUUCAGCUUGUCUACGGAAAAUAGACGCUGAUGAUAGAGAAAUGGGAAGGAAUUUUGAUAUUACGCAAAUAGACAAUUAUGACGUGUUCACAACGACAAUUGAUAAUAAGGGGAUGGAUGAAAUAUCGUCGGAAAAAAAGUAGAUAGAAAAAGCAAAUUUGGGAUUAUUCUUUCUACUUCAUAUCUCAACGUAAUUGGUCACUUUAAUGAUAAAAAUAUUAAUCGAAAUUCAGUAGUUUUUUAAACAACUUAUCAUCCCCAUUUUCAAAAAAUAGAAUAAGCUUUAAUGUAGGCUGCAACUGAUAUUUUUGGUCUUCGUAAUAAUUCGUCGACCGGUGCGAAGCUUUUUGUAGUAUUAUAAUGAAUAAUAAAAAAUAUCUGCAAUAAUGUGAA
Molecule: messenger RNA, 981 nt
Organism: Diachasmimorpha longicaudata
Lineage: Eukaryota; Metazoa; Arthropoda; Insecta; Hymenoptera; Braconidae
Exons: 3
Coding region: 83-535 (150 amino acids)
Source: RefSeq, a predicted model, not a curated record